This is a messenger RNA of Clonostachys byssicola, 1755 nucleotides long. NCBI's taxonomy places the organism in Eukaryota, Fungi, Ascomycota, Sordariomycetes, Hypocreales, Bionectriaceae. The record is from the annotation of a GenBank genome assembly.
AUGUCUUUAGCACUAUCAUUAACGGUUUCUACCUUCAUCCUCGCCGCUUUGGCGGACACAAAUCCAAAGGAGGUGUUAUGGAGCGACAAAACCUUCGGUCCGGAUGGCCCUUGGCGCGCAGUCAAAACCAAUAUAGGCGGGAAAGAAAUAAACCUCUUUCCGGGAACCAAUUGGGAGACAUGGCUGAUAGAAGAUGAUUACUGCGGUGAUGGGACCUGUUACGCCUCCGAGGCAGGCACGCACAACAGAAACAACUCGGGAAAGACUGGUAAUAUCGGCGCUUCCUCCGAUUUCGACUACUUCCAGCUUGGUAUGAACGUGGAGGGUGGUGACGAUUCGAUUCGUUAUGUGGACGACAUCGAGAUUAAUGGAGUUACCGUGACCAAUGCGAGUCUUGCCCUCAUCAAGUCUCCCAACUCCAAAGUCAAGUACCCUGGGACGACGGCGCCAUUCUUUGCUGGCUGCCUGAGUGUGGGAAGCCGGGGCGGCUCGUAUCAGUACCUCGCCUCAUCAGUCAAGGGCGACGGCCAAGUCAAAGUUAGCAUGCCCCCCGGGUUUUUAUGGGAUCAGGGCUACACCCCGUCCAACUCUUUCGGCUUGCACAUCGGAUCCGUGGAACCUGAUCUCGCAGGCUCCCUCUGGUACGGCGGGUAUGACAGGAACCGCGUUGUGGGCGAUAGCAUCACCAAUGAACGCGAUUUCAAGGACCCUGUUACCACUCUGCAGGAUAUUGAAAUUGAUGUCAUCAAUGGAAAGUCGCCGUUUGAUUUCAAUUCUACCAAGUCAGGUCUCCUUGCUCAGGGGAACUCAUCAAUGCCGAACGAGUUCAAGGUCAUGAUUGACGGCUGCUCCCCCUAUCUGACCUUGCCCAAGACGACUUGUGACAACAUUGCCAGCCACCUCCCAGUCACCUUCAACAAGACGCUUGGUCUCUACCUCUGGAAUACAAGCUCGGAAAAAUACAAGGAAAUCGUUCCUUCAGCCACAGCCUUGAGCUUCUCGUUCACCUCGGGCGGCAACUCCAACCCCAUCAAGAUUCGCGUUCCGUUCAUGCACCUCAAUUUGACUCUUACAGCACCUCUGGUCGACACUCCCACGCAAUACUUCCCGUGCCAUGUCAACGAAGGGGGGAAAUAUGUCCUCGGCAGGGCAUUCCUACAGGAUGCGUUUCUCGGAGCGAAUUGGGACCUUGGCGUGAACAAAUGGUGGCUGGCUCAGGCGCCAGGUCCGAAAGUUCCAGCUACUUCGAAUGUUGUGCAGAUCGCAACCACGGACACGACCAUUAGGAAGGGCGACACUAGCUGGGAGGAUUCAUGGAAAGGUGUAUGGAAGGACGUCGACACGACCAAUGAGAACAAUUCUACAACCAACGAUGGCAAUGGAGGAGGAGGUCUGUCAACCGGAGCCAAGGCUGGGAUCGGAGCCGGUGUGGGAGUCGUUGGCUGCCUGCUCAUACUUGGCGCCGUCUAUUUCUGGAAACGGCGACAGGAGAGCAGCCAAGACCAAGGCCAGAAAGAGGCCCAAGUCGAUGGUCGGGGCAAUGGCCAGCCGGUUUCCCAGUAUUACGAUCCCCCGAAGGGUCAAGAGCUGCAGUCAUCGCCGCUCUACGACUCCAACACGUCUUGGCAGUCUCCCUCGCCGAGCCAAGCAGCAAGCGAGUUGCGAGGUUCGCGGCCGGUACCGACUGAGCUGAUAGGCUCGGAGCCGGCAGUGAGCGAGCUGCAUGCUUCGGAGAGGGUUCAUGAGAUGGCGUAG